This is a messenger RNA of Chenopodium quinoa (quinoa), 792 nucleotides long. RefSeq names its product protein FAR-RED IMPAIRED RESPONSE 1-like. NCBI's taxonomy places the organism in Eukaryota, Viridiplantae, Streptophyta, Magnoliopsida, Caryophyllales, Amaranthaceae. The coding region runs from base 1 to 792 and encodes 263 amino acids. Gene Ontology annotation, biological process: regulation of DNA-templated transcription. The transcript is spliced from 3 exons. The record is from RefSeq and is a predicted model, not a curated record.
AUGAACUAUUAUGAGGAAGGGCUUCCAGUCACUCGGAUACAUGGUUGUAUGGGUUAUGAGAUGGGUCCUGAGAACAUGCCAACUGUUAAAGACCUUCAUCACGAGGUUUCUAAGGUGCGUCGACUGAAAAUGGAGGGUGGGGAUGCUGCAGCUAUGAUGGCCUAUUUUGAUCGGAUGCAAGCUGAUAAUCAAAACUUUUUCCAUUCACAUCGCCUUGAUGAAGAUGGCCGAUUGAAGGAUGUGGUAUGGGUUGAUGCUCGUAGCCGAGUGGCUUAUGAGGAGUUUGGGGAUGUGACUUCAGAGACCUACUCUUGGGUGUUUCAGCAGUGGCUGUCUUGUAUGGGUAACAAACCUCCUGGUGCCAUACUGACAGAUCAAGCUGCUGCUAUGAGGAAACCAAUAUCUGAAAUAAUGCCAUCGACUCGACACAGGUGGUGUAUCUGGCAUAUUAUCCGCAAAUUUUCAGAGAAGCUAGGGAAAUGUGACAAAUAUGCUGAUUUUAAAAGCCCUUUGAAAACUCUUAUAUAUGAGAGUUUUACCGUUGAGGAAUUUGAGAGUCAGUGGCAUUCAUUAAUCAAGCAAUUCAAAUUGGAGGAUAAUGACUGGCUUUGUGAUCUUUUUGAGAAGAGACACAUGUGGAUACCGGCCUUUAUGAAGGAGCACUUCUGGGCUGGAAUGAAAACUACUCAGAGAGUUGAAAGCAUCAACAGUUUUUUUGAUGGGUUUUUAAAUCGGCACACAAAGCUUCAUGAAUUUCCUGAGAAGUACACACGGGCUAUGGCGAAGCGGUGA